GGGUUGGACCGUCAGAAGGAAGUAAAAAGGAAAAAGGGAGCGCAUUGCAGACUUGUUGGAGGGGAACAUGGCAGCCUCGACGAUCGGUUGGCGACGGUCGAUGAGAAGCGCGCGAUAUGCGAUGGGUUGCCUUCUAUGCCUUGUGGUGGUGAUGAGCGAUCUCGAUAUCGCGUCAAAGGCGCGUAUGACUGCAGUUGCUCAGGCUUCGCCGCGAACUGGCAGGCGCAUCUGCGUUCGAGGAGAAGUGGAAUGCAAGACCGGAAGACGAAGGUGCAUCCCAGAAUUCAGUUUUUGCGAUGGAAAGAAAGACUGUGAUGAUGGCUCGGAUGAAGGAGAUCACUGUGUGGCAUUCGACUGCGGGCCUCGCCGAGGAAAAUGUCCCAGCAAACGGAUGUGCACUGCCAAACAAACAUGGUGGCCAGAUGAUGACGGCAUUUACCCUCCGUUUAAAUGGUACCUGUGCAAUGGUGCCGUCGACUGCUAUGAUGGAAGCGAUGAGAAAAAGGACUACUGCAAGUCUUUCAACUGCACUGCGGACGACGCGUACGCUAUGAAAUGCCCAAACGGGGUGCAAUGCUUGCGGACGGAGACAGAUGACAGAGCAGAUGACCCUGUGUUCAAGUUCUGUGAUGGCAUCCCGGACUGCAAAGAUGGAAGUGACGAAGCCGGGUGGUAUUGCAAAAACCGUCUCUGCUCCACUCUGGACAUAGACGAAGAGUUUGCAAGGAAGGCCUACUUCCGCUGCGAUGGAGGGCGAUGUGUGCGCAACGAAGCCUUUUGCAAUGGAACGAGGGAGUGCCGAGAUGGCUCGGACGAAAAGAAUUGCCAAUCCAAAACUUGUCCGGAGGGAUUCAGGAAGUGCAAGGAUGGUCGGACUUGCCGUGCUGCAGACCUAUUCUGCGACGGCAAGCGCGAUUGCCCGGAUGGAUCCGACGAAGGCCUCCAAACAUGUGGGUGUCGGGACCUGAAGCAGCGGCUCUGUGCUGACAAUAAGACCUGUGUUGCCAGAACAAAGUUCUGCGAUGGGAGACAGGACUGCCCUGAUGGCUCAGAUGAAACUUCCGAAUUUGCUGGCUUCCAAUACGAGAAGUCAUGCAAUGCCAGCAACGGCCAGUACCAGUGCCCGACGGGGCCAUUGCAGUACUCGUGUCUUUCCAGAUCCCAAUUUUGCGAUGGCAGGAAGGACUGUGCAGAUGGCUCGGAUGAGCAAAUUGCCAACUGCGGGAAGCUCCCAUGCACCUAUGAGAAUGAGAUCCGAUGCAAGGACGGCAGCAGCUGCAUAAACCCAUCCAGUCAGUGCGACGGCCGUUAUGAUUGUCGAGACAGGUCUGAUGAGAAAUCGAGCUUGUGCAAGACUUUUGACUGCAGCAGCAGCGGAAGGGUGAAGUGUCCGAGCGGGGUGGGAUGCAUGGACUUGAGAGAGAAGCUUUGCGAUGGAAAACGAGACUGCCUGGAUGCCAGUGAUGAGACACGCACUGCUUGUGCAAGCAUUACCGGGUGCAAUGCUGAACAAGUGCUGUGCACAUCUCCCCGGAAAUGCAGGCCAGGUGUUUACUGCGAUGGCAUAUAUGACUGUAGAGAUGGCGCUGAUGAGGACCCUAGCUUCUGCAAGAACUACACGUGCCUGAGUGAAACGUGGCGCUGCAAGAACGACAUUCAAUGCAUUGGAACUCCGUUGGUGUGCGAUGGGAAGAACCAUUGCAAGGACGGUUCAGAUGAGGAGGCCAGUUUCUGCCAGUCUUACAACUGCACAUCGCUUGAAGGAACAGGCUCGUCCCGCUUCAAGUGCCCAACAAAUGACAAGAAGUGUAUCAGUGGAGCACUGUGUAAUGGAGAUGUGGACUGUGCAGAUGGUAGUGCGAGAGUGCUACCUUCUGCCAGAUGUACAACUGCCCUGCGGGUCAGUGGAAGUGUAAAAAGACUCCGCAGUGCAUUGGUGUUGACGAUGUGUGUAGUGCAAGUGCGAACUGCAAAGAUGGCACUGAUGAGGGUGCAGAAGUUUGUAAGACUUGGGAAUGUGCUCAGGGUUACUGGAAGUGCAAGGAUGCGAAGAAGUGCAUCUAUGCAGGCAAUUCCCUCUGUGAUGGGUCUUCCGAUUGUGACGAUGGCUCUGAUGAGUCUGUUGAAGUCUGCUCGACUGUCAGAUGUGAGGACUUCGGCAGAGUCAGAUGCCCUGACAAUCCGAACAGAUGCUGUGUAUGAAUGGCAGAUCCUAUCUAGCCUACUCUACAAUGCCGCUGAUAACGUCAACAGCUCCCCGAAGUACGAGCAGAUCUCGGACAAUCCCGCACGCUUCAAGCACCAGGGUAACAAAGUCCCCAUGGUCGCUGACGAUAUGCCUGCGCAACACUGGAUAGCCAUGGGCAGUAUGGCUCCAGAGCAUGCCGUCCCUAUCCUCCUUGAGGUUAUUGCGAAGCAGAUCUCGCUCAAGGAGAUGGAGAAGAAGUUCCAGCUUGUCAAGAAAGUCGCCUAUGUCUGCAAGGCAUUCGCAGUGGACGUGGGUGAUGAUGGCUUCAAGGAGGCCGGGAGACAGUUUCCUCUCCACACGAAGAAAAAACUUUUGGAGAAGUUCGUCGGUGGCAUCAGGAGGGGUCAGACGAGUAUCCCCGCACUGGAUGGUCAUAUUAAACGGGCUUUGGAAUGGAAGAACAAGGAGAGGAGACUUCAAGCAAAGGAGGCUCUUCAUGCGUUCCGUUCGAAACCUCUCAUGGAACCUUUCGUCGACUGGACGGAGGUGGCACACGAGCACACCUCGGCAGAAGUGAAGAUUAUCAACGGCGACAUGCGUUUUAUGUCGAAGAUGCAGACAGAGAAGUUGCCGAUAUCUCUGGCUAUUUUCGAUUUCCCUUACGGCUUCGCUCACGAGGGACAUGCAUCUGAUAACGAGACGUUUCCGGAGUCGGACGUCGUGGAGGUCCUUCAAAAUCUGAAGGACGUCUCCAAUGCCCCCCAAUGGACAGUUGCGGGAUUUUGCUCGGUGGACAUGCUUCCUUCCAUUCGCUCCGCCUUCCAGGAAGUUUGCAAUGCAGGGCAGGAGCUUUUGACUUGGUGCAAGCCUAAUGUAACGAAUCCCGGUGGACCCCGGCUUGUGAGUGUCAUGGAAUUCUACGUGUUGGGCUAUUACAUCGAGACUGGGCAGCGCGAGAUGGCGCACUAUAAUUUUGAUCCCACGGAUCCGCGUUGCAAUUUCCAGCUCUUCAAUGCUGUAAUGCAGAAGUAUCAGCACCCCGGUGGUGGUAUCCUCUGGCCGUUAGCAGUUGCUAGGCAGUCUUGGAUGCUGAAGUCCGCCACCAGGGGAAGGUUUGAUGGUCUGUGGCGGGACUUCCUGUUGGAUUUGGAUCUGUUUCGAGCAGAGUUUCGCAAUCAAGAAACAGAAUUGAACUCCAGAUCCCGCAGAUCGCGUUCAACCGUGGCAGACACGACGACCACCGUGCUCGUCACGACGGCCACCAUGUCCGACCCGACGACCAUCCCGGCCGACCCGGCGACCAUCGUGUCGGACACGACGACCAUCGUCGACGAUCGUGUCGGACACGAAGACGACCGUGCUCGAUACGAUGGCGGUUGUGUUCGACAGGACGACGGCCGUGUUCGAGACGACGACGAUCGUGUUCGACACGACGUCGGUCACGACGACGGCUGUGCACGACACAACGACGAUCGUGUUCAACGAGCCGGACACGACGACGAGGGUUUCGACACGACGACGGCCGUGUUCGACAAGAUGGCGAUCGUGUUCGACCCGACGACGAUCGUGUUCGACACGGCGACGAUCGUGUUCGACACAACAAGGAUCGUGUUCGACACGACGACCGUCGUGUUCGACACGACGACGACGGUGUCGGACUCGACGACGAUCUUGUUUGACACGACGACCAGCGUGUCGGACACGACGACGAUCGUGUUCAACACGACGACCAUCGUGUUCGACACGACGACGACCUUGUCGACCAUCGUGUUCGACACGACGACCACUUCGGUGGGAUCGAGUCAAACAACGAUUGUCGAGUUGAACACGAUCGUCGAGUCGGACACGAUCGUCGAGUCGGACACAAUCAUCGAGUCUGACACGAUCGUCGAGUCGAACACGAUGGUCGAGUCCAACACGAUAGUGCAGUCCAACACGAUAGUCGAGUCGAACACGAUCGUCGAGUCGAACACGACAGUCGAGUCGAACACGAUAGUCGAGUCGAACACGAUUGUGUUCGUCGAGUCGAACACGAUAGUCGAGUCGAACACGAUCGUCGAGUCGAAGACGAUCGUCACGAUCGCUUGGAGCAAGGAGUGGUCCGACUUCCUCGGGCCUUACAUGGUAUUGGCAAGGGAGACGGAUGAUGUGUUCGACAAGGUGCAACAAGUGUAUUCUGCUUGGGAGAGUGGACAGUUGUCGGGGAGAGAUGGUGUGAAGCCUGCCACCAAACAAGGUGAAUCGGGGAAAGCGCCGAGACCUGGCCCCAGAUUCGAGUUGGAAAAAGGAGUCAGGGUUCCAGUGCACUGGAUUCAGGGUACUAGAGGACCUGGUUACCGCGUGGUUGUGCGCGAUCCGGAUGUCAGAUCAUGGAAGGCUAUGUCUACGUUGGGGAGGCGUGAGAGGCUUCAGCUGUUGCGAGACAUUCUCGCGGGAAGUGUCAUACUGGCUCCAAGGCUAAGUAAAGCUGCUCACACUGUCAGGAAACAUUCGAUGGAGACAUACGUGGAAAUGGUGAAGCAGGAAAGAGCAAUGUUGAGAAUGUUUCACUACUUCGUCUUCAUUUUUGACCCUCACAUGAAGUCGUCAGAGUGGAAGGAACCAUUCUUCGACAACCUUUCUGAUUUGUUCGCUAAGUAUUGUAAUCAAGGAUUGACAUCGGAGAGGUGGAUCGACCAGCGACGACAUUUCAAAGAAAUGAGUUGGGUGCGGUCAUUUUCGGCAACACUUGGAGGCGAGGAUGAGAAAGGAGAGGAGAACUUCAAGAAAAGAAAAUCGCUUGCAAACAAAUGCCCCGAAGAGUUUAUUCAAUUUAUCAACAAGUUGUUGCGUAGAUCAGAAACUGGGGGUUCGCAUAAUAUUCGUUUGUCGGGACAAGCGAGGUAUAUAUAUUUCCAAAAAACGGACGUGACAUCUGUAUUCGUGCCGUUCCAGUGGGAACCGAGCGAUGUUUCAGACGAGAUUGAUUGCAAGGAGAUGUUUAGAGCCGUCAGACACCUGACGUGCCACACAGCCGUCCUGGAUUUGUGCCGCCCGACCCAGAUGGGUUAUGCGACUUGUUUUAUGGAUGGUGAGGACUUUGAUGCGGAUGACUCAGAAGAAGAGAGUGUUGAUGGCACUUUGCAAGCGGCUUUGGCAGCUGAGAGGCAAAAAGCUUGUAGCCCGUCUUCGCAGAGAAUGGGUAUUCCAGGCACAUCGUCCGGUUCGGGAGGAGCUUCGAGCAUGACGGUUUCAACAGAUCAGUUAAUGACUCAGCCACCGACUUCUUCUAUUGUUACACUGACUCAAAUGGAGGGUAAUACGAUGACGGAGCCAUCCGGAGGCAGUCUGGAUCCGAAGCUUCUAGCAAUGCUCUCCCCCGAGAUGAUGGCAACUCUAUUACCAUUUGCACACAGCCCAAGUACUGUUAUGGAAUUACUACGCUCUCGAACUCCACAACAACCUCCAUCUGAUGAGCCUUUGGAGUACGAGAUUGGAGACACAAUCCUUGCAGACAUUCGACUGCUUCAGGGGUCUAUAUCAAGCGGGGCAGCGGCGGAGGGCGGUGAUCUGGGUUCUGGUCCCGCUACUCAGCUGCACCAUGGCGAGAGCCGAGGUCAGUUCGACGACAGCGAGGAUGAGGGGCCUACUUCGCCGUUGAGGGAUACGCAGCAGUCUGUGUUGUCUAUUUCUGGGGUCCUGAUUGACGCUCCGGUUCGACAAGAGAGUGCGACAACUGCAGGAAAUGUGGCAGCCUCUUCGGAGGUCGACUUGGAGACGAGCGAGGGCCAGGGUGUGGAGGAGGGAACCGCGGGCGGCCUGGGAACGCAAGGCACUCCACAGAAGAGGAGGGGGGAUCGUACAGACGAGUUCGCCGUUUCUUCGAAGAAAUUAAAGAACAAGGCCCCGAGGACUGCGGGGGAGAAACGCAAGGGGACCGAGGGAGAGCAGGGCCGGCCGGGUGCCAAACGUCCAACUUCGAAACAAAAACAGGCUGCGUCACGACCAUCCUCUCCACAGACGCCACGGCCUCCCAUCGACGUCGACGCCGGGUACUUCCUCGAGUACAAAGACGGCGUUCGGACAAAGCGGGAGUUCGGGAUUAGCCUUGCGCAGGUCGUCGACCUCGGGGAGUGGGAGGACCUGUACAACCUGCUGUCCCUGGAUCCUGGGCUCAUGGAAGGGAUCAAAGAGGCGAUGCGGUUGGCAUUCGAAAAGAAAGAGCAGUCUUACGAGUUGCAAACCCUGAAGCUGGCACCGCUAGGGCUUGAUAAACCGACUCUCGGGACCAAGGCACAACGUCUGAGGCCGGACGAGGUGGCAAGGAAAUACAAUUUCGAGCAGUGGCCUGCACGAAUGGUGUACUUUUCGGAGGACGACUUCGAAGGGUACUUCCUUGUCAGUUCCCGGGACAACAAGAAGGACCUGAAGACGCCCCUGAGACAGCUGAAGCUGUCAAUGAAAGACAUUCGGUGGCAGUGGAAGCGCGACGCUUGCCGGCCGGCUGUUAUGGGGAACCCCAGCGGAAAACAGGAUCAGGUCCGGAAGUGGCGUGAAUUCUGUAAUGUCGAGCUCAAUAUGACACCGCACAACAACUUAUGGAUUCUUGCAGAUCAGAAGGGCAAGGAUGCCAUCAAGAAGCAAGGCGCUGCCCUACGUUCCUAUUUCCCACUGGCGAUGGCAGGAGAGAACGUCUGGAAACUGGCCGUCGAGUUUUUUGAGAAAUGGGAGACAGAACCUCUCGUUUCUGGCAUGAACCAUCUUUCUUUCGUGAAGUUGUUGGAAAGGAAGUGGGUGAGGAGUAGUCAGCAGAAGAAAAGCUUCCCCGUCGGGAACAAUUUAUACAAGGAAGACAACCGGAUGUACAUCCUCUUCAAGGGUGAUGAUUUGCGCGCUAACACGUCCAUCGUCUACGAGGGGAAACUGCCGGCAGGCGCCGCUGCUGCAAUGCGGCUGCCACAGAAGGUUACGCAAACGGAUGUGUCCGACAUUCCGUUCAACCUUUGCGACUGGUCGCAUACCUCGCCUGCACGGCGGGGCAGUGUGUUCAAGGACAUGGAAUACAACCCCACGGAAUUCGUCAAUCUUCUUGAAUCCAUCACCAAGAAGGGGGAGGGUGUCGUCUUCCUUGGGAAGCCACACGCGCGAUCCACGUGGGAACUACUGAAGGCAGGACGACACGGCAUUGCGAUGGAAGGGAACUCUGACCUGUUGCAAUUUGCAAUUGAUCUCGUCAAAAGCGAGGUCAAUUCGGGUGCCCACACUUGCGAGUUCAUGGUCGUCAACGAGACUCGGGCUCGCGCGUGGAACAACAAGACGGACAUGUGGUUCAAGUUGAGUGCGAGGAAGCGGAACAAGAUAUACGACUUCUUGUUCUUGCAAACGCAGCCGAAGAAGGACACUGACGCCGAGUACGUGCGCCGCAAGGACCACAUGUUCACGCUGCUCGACAACUACCACGGCGCCUCCCGCAUGAACGCGAAGACCUUCCUCGAGAGGUUGCAGUCCCUGUACUUCGUGGAGUCGGAGGAGGAGUUGACGUUCGGCAAUUACUCUUCCUUGAUCUCCACGGAAGACAAGGAGACCACCGGCAUCGAGUUCGAUGAGAAUGCGAACGAGGAGGGCAGCAACACCGAAAGCCUCGACCUGCAGUACUACCUAGAUCCCGCGCAACAUGCUAUAGGGUCGUCCUUGGCAGAGGACUACUACGACCUCGAUACGAGCCCCUCGAAGGGAAGGGUGGACUGGAAAAUCCCACCUCCCACUGGGAUGCAUGUGAGUUCGGGGGCCCGGGGAUCAGACGGUGGGGAGGACGAGGGCGACAAAGCUGGGGGUGGCAAAGGAGUCCCGCCUGGUUUGGAGGGCGGGUCUUACAGCGACACCACGGCAGCGGAAGGCAGCGGUGGGGUGGCGGGGGAGGCCUUCGGGCGUCAGGAGUCUACCGGUCCCGGUCCGGAGGGCUCGACACAGUCCGCCGACGUGCCCACUUCAUCCGCCGGCUCGGUGAUGACAGCCUUGGCUGCUCUCCAUGCUGGCUUGGGCGAAACAUGCAAGUCCGCCGGGAUCCGAACUUCAAUGCUUGCGGAGCGGACACAGAGGACGGACGCGCAGAGCUGGUCUGGAGCGAGGGUGCCGAGUGGUGACCCCAAAAUUGACAACGGUGUGGUGAGGGACGGGAAUGCGCCGCCUGCGGGGGAUCGACGACCGCUUCGGUCGGAGCGCAAAGGAAGGCCUGCGUGUGUAGAGCCAGAAGGGCAUUCGUCGGAAUUCGACACGGGUUCGGGCGAAGUGGCUGGAUUGCAUGCAAGGGAAGGAGGCAGGGUAAUGGACGAAGAGAAGGAAGGGGAGGAAGGAGACAAAGGGGAGGAAUGGGAGGAAGGAGGGGAGGAAGGGGAGGAAGAAGAGGAGGAAGGAGAGGAAGGAGAGGAAGGGGGAGAAAUGGAGUUGGGUGAGUUGUUCGAAGGGAAUGAGGGGGAAAAAGGGGACGUCGAUACUGGAGACGACGAACGAACGUUCAAUGACGACGAUGCCAGAUCUGGGGAGUCGUCUGACGGAUUCGGGCUGCUGUACGGAGAACAUGGCGAGGAAGACGACGACGACAAUGAGACGGCAAUGGAGAUGGAGACACAGGUGGUCACCAGCCUUUAGGUCGAACGUGAUGACUUUGAGGUCCAAGCAAUAACGUCUGCCGUCGAUCUCCAACACCGGUUCAACGAGGCUCG
Chara braunii is the source of this 8889-nucleotide messenger RNA. The record is from the annotation of a GenBank genome assembly. NCBI's taxonomy places the organism in Eukaryota, Viridiplantae, Streptophyta, Charophyceae, Charales, Characeae.